This is a messenger RNA of Guillardia theta CCMP2712, 2559 nucleotides long. RefSeq lists its product as hypothetical. Gene Ontology annotation, molecular function: nucleic acid binding. The transcript has 9 exons. The record is from RefSeq and is a predicted model, not a curated record. Lineage: Eukaryota; Cryptophyceae; Pyrenomonadales; Geminigeraceae. The coding region runs from base 1 to 2559 and encodes 852 amino acids.
AUGAUCGAGUCCCCUUGGAGCGUCAAGAGCCUCCUCGACCUCAUCUCCAGCAGCUCGGACCCGCAGUAUCACGCGCUCAUCGACACCGGCGCCCUGAUCACAGGCAUGACGAACCUGGAGGUGGCGAGCUAUCUGAUCGAGGCCGGACUCAGCUGGGCAGAGGGAGUGGUGUUCCUCGAUGAGCUGGAUAGGAAGAUGAUCCUGCUGAGGGACGGGCACAAGGUAGUGCCCCUGAACCAGUGCGACAUCCACAAGGCAAGAAGGUUCGCCUUCUACGAUCAGGUUCACACCACAGGGAUGGACAUACAGCACUGCCUCAACGCCAAGGCCGUCCUCACCCUCGGCAAGGACAUGACCUUCCGCGACUACGCGCAGGGGGCGUACAGGAUGCGAGGGAUCGGGAUGGGGCAGACGAUCCCACCUUUUCGUCAUCCCCGAAGUGCAGCAGCUGAUCGACGACAAUCUCAAGGUAUGCUAGGUGUCCUGGUGUUCCUAGGAGCAUUCGGAACAACAGAAACGCUCGGGGCUUCUGCAUUCACCUUUUCGGGGGACGUCUCCGUAGCCGCCGCCUUCGUCCCUCAAUGUCGCUGGUCUCUGCCGAGAGCUGCCGGUCGAGGAGUCUGCCAUGUUCCUGUAAGCAAGAUCAGCCUUGCACGCGAGCAGCAAAUAGUCACAAUGAGAGUGGGAGCGGUCAGGAGCGAAGGGGUUGGUCAGGCAGAACAACAGACAGAUCAUGAACAAUUCAAGUACUGGAAAGGAGACAAGCCGCUCCCUCGCAUGAAGCGAACUGAAGAGCUUCGAGAGCUUGAGAGAAUAUGCAGGUAUCUACUUCGCGAGUAUGAAGGAUAUGAAGACCUUCCCUUUACUGAUAGCGAGAUUGAAGGACAGAUCAUAAGACUCACCAAAGAAGUGUGGAUCAAGUUCUUGGAGCAGGAGAAAGUUGUAGACCAUGGCAAAGAUCCAAUGAGACAACCAAAAGAAAUGCGCGACAAAUUCUUGAAUCUCGUGAAAGCAAAAGGACAAGAAAGACUUCUGGCCACAAGGGAGGAGGCAGAGGCUGCGAUCAUGUCUUUCUGCUCGAACCGAAACGAACGAUCGAUUCAGCGCAGUCUGUCCUAUGUUCAGAAAAUUGCAACUGACUUUGCAACAUUCUGGGGAGAGGCACAACUGGAGAAGGUCUUGGCGGAAACAAGCUAUACCCCAGCAUUGGAAGCAGCGGCAAAGCGAAAUUCAACCGUAAAGAAUGCUAUCAUUGCCUGCGCAAUCUUGUCCGAAUACAUGAGAAUGAGCGACGCAGUCAGCAAGUUUUUAGGGAAAGAGAAUUUGUUGUCUAGCGAUUGGAAGCCAGAAGAGUGCAGCUACCAGGAGUUCGAGACUCGAAAGAUUGCGCAGUACGAGCGUUUCCGUGCGUAUCUGGAGCAAAAGGGUCUGGAGCAGAGCGAGGCAAAGAACGAGCUUGGGAGCCAAUUCAAAGUUGGACAGAUUGUAGAUUGUGAGGUAAAGUCCAAGGGACCGAUCGGCUACAUAGUAAGAGUGGAAGGAGAGCACGAUGGCCUGGUCUACUACUCCGAUAUCUUCGACGAGCCUCCGGUCAUCGGCGAGGUGAUUGAGGGGUGGGUCCUCAAGGUACGCGAGGACGGCAAGCUGGACGUGACGCUGAGGCCCCCGGGGGCCAAGGCGAAGAUCUCCGAUGGGGUGGAACGAAUCCUGGAGGUGCUGAACAAGGGGAAAGGCAGGCUGAGCCUCGGAGACAAGAGCAACCCAAAAGAGAUUUAUGCCAAGUUGGGGAUGUCGAAGAAAGUCUUUAAGGAGGCGAUAGGGCACAUGUACAAGAAGAGGAUGUUGUUGCUUGAACCCACUCAGAUCAGAUUGCAACCAGCUGAUAUGUGGCUCACUGGAGUCCAGAUGACAAAGAAAGAAAUGAUCUCAGAGAUGAAGGAAAAGAAAACCUCAGCCGAGAAGAUGAAGUCGGAAUCAAAGGCCGUUCCAGGCAGGGGAAAGCCUGCUGCUAUGACGUCUGCGAGUCACGCUGCUGGGAAGAGCAAUUCUGUUGAAGUUGCAGCAAAUGAGCUGAGUGGAGAGACCGCGCGCCGCAGGUCCGAAGUUAUGAAGAACUUGAACGAGGACAUCGAAUGGAAGAAGAAAGAGGCUGCGGAGCGGUUAAGGCAGAUGAAGGAACAGAUGGCGAGAGAGAGAGAAAAGCAGAAGGAGAUCUGGGAAGAGGAACGGCAAGCGCUGGAUCCUCGUGAGAAGGAGCGAAGAAAGCAGCUCCUUGCUACCUCAGGCAAGGGCAAGAACGGAGGACUGAAGGCGACGCUGGAGAAGCUGCGAGCGUCGAAGCAGCAGUCGGUCGCAAAGGCUCAAGGAAGUUCGCAGGAAGGCAGCGAAGCAGCUCGAGAAUCUCCGCCUUCAGAGCAGAGGGCCGCGACCAAGUCGAACAGAAUGAGCCGGCUCACUGCGACUGAGGUGGCUGACAUCGGAGCGGCGGUAGAGGAUGCGAUCAGGAACCCGCACAACAUAGUAGCGAAGAGGAGCAGCACAGACGUCGUUUUGGGUUGA